Messenger RNA from Paramacrobiotus metropolitanus, 1579 nucleotides. RefSeq lists its product as uncharacterized. The transcript is spliced from 4 exons. The record is from RefSeq and is a predicted model, not a curated record. The coding region runs from base 239 to 1354 and encodes 371 amino acids. Lineage: Eukaryota; Metazoa; Tardigrada; Eutardigrada; Parachela; Macrobiotidae.
AAACAUUAUCCCGUACAAAGAAGUACAAUACAGCAGUUAGCAGUUUUCAGGCGCUACAGUGGUAUUACGUGCUAGUUUUUCGAAUAUUCUUUCCCUUGCCAGAAUCCGUACCUAAAUUCGCAAGAAUACAGCGAUAACGUGAUCACAUUCACAGUCAGUCAUAGACAAAAUUGUAUAAUAUUACUGUGGCUGGAGCAGGAAAUGACUCCAUCUCCAUUGGCUACUUUUUUCCAACCUAAUGGCCAGAACGGACGAGCCCUGUUUUGAAAAUCUGGACAGACUUGGCAGGCAUUACCGCGUGCCCGCACAGUCCAAGAGCGCUAUACCUUGCGAGGAUCCACGAAGCAAUACCGCCAAAAUUAAACGGUCAGCGACCUGUUGUUCCAAGUGCGGAAAACGGAAGCGUCUAAUUGCAGAAGCGGAAGAGCGCGGAAAUCCAAUACAGAAUUGCGGUGAUUUUGUUACUGACAGUUUUCCAAACACCACGGCAUGUCCGAGAGAUGAAUUUACCGACUACACAAAAAAAUGCCGGGAACCGAACAUACAGCCACCACGUAAACCUGCAGUUGCACACGAAGAAACGUGUGACAAAGUGACGCAAUGUUCUAAGCACUGUCACCAUCAAAAUCGCCGCAAUGACACCAAAGUACAGUGUGAACUGGCUAUUGAUGCCCUCAACAAAAAGGUCAGCCUGGUUCUGGAGCCCUGUUCCCAGAAACAACGGCGAAGAUCCGUCCAAAGUAUGACCUCCAGUCCUUGUCGAAAGCACGCACGUCAUCGGCACGUGAUACGAAUUCCUUGUGGAAACCCGAAAAAGGGCGCAUCCAGCGUUAGUCCGUGUGCGCCCAAUCAUGAAAACCGGUCCCAAUCAGAAGACUCCUCGUGCUCCAAAGACAGGUAUCCUAAUAGAAAGCAUGGCAAUCCGAUGAACAACGACCCCGGGAAGACAGACUAUUCGGAAGUCGGCAAAAAGAUUUGGCAAACCAUGUUCGAAGCCACGGAGCCGACGUUCGUGGGCGGGAAACGGGACAACAAGGACGGUGACAGCUGCCGGUCGACGCCGCCCCGGAAGGCUCGCUCACCCUGCCGACCACCCCCGCGGAAGGUGACGUGGCGGCAGCCGCAUUGUUCCCCGAAGCCCGACUGCCGGAAAGCAGCGGAUCCGGUGAUGGAGCAUCGCAUACCCGACCCGUGCCAAGCAUCCGGGAAGUACAUCAAAAUGAAGUUUGGCAAGCACUUUCACCUGGUUGAACUGCCGGAACGCGUUGAUGAACCCGAUGAUGAUGAAGUGCAAAUAUUGUUCCGCCAAGGCAAAAAUGUAACGUGGAGGAAGUACAAAGUUUUUGAUAAAUAAUGACGAUUUCACAGUGAUGUUAUUAAUAUUGUUUAGACAUCUACAUGUUCGGUAGGCUGUUUUGGUCUGGUGACUAAAAUCCAGGUAGAAAUAAUCGGAAAGCCGCAUUCUGGCUGUUGUAUGUGUACACAGCAAUGGUUAUACACAGAAAGGGUUUCUGCGUACAAUGAUUUUGCACUCCACGAUAUAAAUUGUUUAAUUUACUGUAUUUACCGGUAUUUUGAG